UCUCUCAAACACUUUACAGUCGAGACAAACGGCGCAGUGAGCCGACGACAGACCGCUUGACACUUUGCAUUUCUCAGCAGACGUCGCACUCUUGUACAAACUUGCGAUAACUUGCUAAACAAUGGCAGCGAUCCACAGCAGUCCAGACCCAGCAGCCGUCUGAAAGCAUGGAAGCACCUCUGGAUGUGAGGCUAUCGUGGGAACGCUGCCAAUACCAGUGCACAACUAAACUGGGGAGUUUUCUCUACAGAGUUUAAGAUGACAACCCAGUAGCUGCGAUUCAGUCGUCAAGAUGAACCCUUCCUCCCUGGACUGGUCCAUUCAGAGCGCCCUGUCGUCUCUUUUCCCUCCGUUUGAGGCUACCGCUCCUACUGUUCUCAGCCAACUCUUUCGCACCAUUGAGGAACGUUACCAUGGAGAUGCGCUGCAGUGCCUGCUGAACUUCCUUAUCCCAGCCAAACAUAUCCUAGAGAGCGUGCAACAAGCAGCCUGUGCUGCAUACUCCGAUGUGCUGUUCCGGUGUGAGGGUUGGCCAUUGUGCCUGAGAGAUCGUGUGGUGAUCCAACUCGCCCCCAUCAACCCUUUACUGCUCCGACCUGGAGAUUUCUACUUGCAGGUGGAACCUUUUGGAGAACAGUCAGCCCGAAUCGUCCUUAAAAGUCUUCUCGUGCAGGAAGACCUCCUGGGGCAAGAGAAUCUAGUGCUGCAAGCCAGUUCCAAGUUGCUCGAGGGUACUGCAAUUGAGGGGACUCCCAUUCCUGAGACAUCUUAUCCAUGCAUAUUCACGGAGUCUUGGCUAAGGGAAAUAAAUGAGGGACGUCAUGGAAAUCCUCUAUGCCAGUGUGUGCUUUCCUCUGACCAAGGGAUUGUGAAGGUACCUUGGACCGAAGUUGCAAACCCGGAAUUCCUUGACAGGCCUAAAUCUAACAUGUGGCCUGAAACGAAGCCAUGUUCAGCUCCAACUCUCCGUGUGAAAGAUCUUAAAACUGAGAUUUCAGAGAACGAGUCGCGAGUACCUAUAGGCCUUUCACCACUUGAGAUGGAAACUAGGAUCCUUCCAGCAAAUGAUGGGAUGGCAGUUUCUGUUCAGCUAGUGGAGGGUGGCAGCAGAUUGGUGAAGAUUGACCCAGGAUACCCAAUAAGCAGUUUUGCUGGUAAACCUGUUGGCUGGGUAUCUCCUAAUACCUGGGACAGCAGGCACAACGGAGAGCUAGAAGGAGAAUAUGUGGAUCUUUUAGAGUUUAACAAGGAGAAAGAGACUUUUGUCCUCAACAAAAUAGCAAUCCCCACAAAACCACUGGGUUUCAAGUUAGUCAGGACAACUCGACCUGUCCCAAAAAGUAAUGCUAACCUGUGUGGAGAGGACUGCAAUCCUUGUAUUCAAAACAAACCACCUGAGAGCAUGCAAAAUGAUCCAGAGUCCAAAUUCAGGUAUCGGCAGUCUUAUGUGGCAGCUCUACGAAACCCUGUAAAUUUUGAGAGAACAAGUAUGCUACCUUCCCUAGAUGAAACAAGGACAGAUAUAGGGGAGGUUGAGCCAAGCUGUGAGGCAUACGGAGUUAGCCUUAGACCUAAAUCUUCGAGUUGUACAUUUGGCCAGACACCAAACCAAGCAGACAGAAACCCGAUGCAAUCCUUUGAGAACUCAGUCCAACAAAAGCAAAGCCAAAACAACUCAAGUCAGAGCAUACCUCAUGACUGCAGUUCAAGGGAGAAUGCAGAGGCUUCUGACCAACAUAUGACCCAACAGAUCCUUAGCAUGGUCCAAGCAAGACAACAACACAAGUCAUUCCUCACUGGGCAACAGGAUGUCCAUCAGACUGUACUUGGAACUAAGGCACUACCCGACAAAAGGCAGCACUGUCUGAACAACUCUUUUAGACAAGAUUCAUUUCAAAUGCACAUUAGCGGUCAGAAACACGCCAAAACCCAACACUUACCCAAAAUGGGACUCAGGGCUUUACCUGACCACAGUGGUCACAGACAAGAUGCCAAUCUAUGUUUGCAGGGUUUCCAUCCAAUUCAGCUAACACAGGCCUCCAAACGAACACCUCCUCCAUUUCAGCCCCAGUGCAGUCAACUUCUGUUCCAACAUGAGAACAGGCCUUUGGAUUACAAAGUGUUCUGUGAUGAUAGACAGAGUGAAAGAUGCCCAGGAUCACCUGCACAGGUGAUCAAAGGUAAAAGCAGGUCUAAAUCCCGCUCAUCCUCUUCAGUCUCAGACACAACCAAAGAGUGUCUACAAUUGCACAAGCCAACUAACAGAAGCCGCAGUGAUGUCUAUCCAGAGAUCAUUCCCAUGUUGCCUGCUAUCCAGGGAAUAAAACAAACCGCUAAUUUGGUGUCCCCAAAAUUAAACAGACGACAAGAAACAAGAAAGGAAUCAGGAAAAGCUGGAACUCCAGCUGUUAAUGGAGUAGAGCUCCAGAAAUCAGACGCUGAACAACUCUUUACAAGCCAGCCUGAGAACAGAGUUCAGGCAACUUUUCUUUCCCAGGACCUCACAAUCAAGAGCCUUCUCCAGCUGGGCAUCAUCUGUCUACCAGGCAGUCGUGACAGAGCUGGGCGGGCUGUGGUUGAGGUCUACGGGGGAAGGAAAGGCUGGGCGUCCUCUCAGCUCUCUCCUCAUGAGUUCUGCAGACUGUUGCUCUACCUGCAAUCUAUUCCCAGGACGGAGAUCAGAGAGCUGGGACUGACCGUAGUGAUUGACUGCAGGAAGUGUCCUCUGCCCUCUGUGUUCUACAAAUCCCUGCUCAUGGUUCAGGAACAGGCCCUUCAUGCAGUGCACACUAUCUUGAUGCUUGUUGAUAAAGAUGCAAAUCCUCGACCAGAAAAGCAUCCCGGUCUUCAGAUAGAUGUUGUGACGUCACUGAAAGCCCUUCAUAAGACGGUUGAUGGACAGCAGUUGACCUCUGACCUCGGCGGAUCCUUCCCCUACAGUCAUGAAGACUGGCUACAGUUUCACCAGAAGCUUUCUCUCUUUCAACUCGACCUACAAGCAGCAUCUUUAUUACUGCAGACGGCGAUCAGAAGACUUGAUGUUAAAAAAACAGUUACCGCAAAGGAUGUCCAGUCCUGCGUCCAGGAGCAGAGGAGUUCGAUGAAGAUGGUGCUUGAAGACACGCGAUUGGUCGCCCUCCAAAGAGAAGGCGGGUCUAUUCUCGCCAGGAUGAGGAAGGAAGAAUCUCGGUUUGCUCAGUCGGAAGACUUCAGGGACUCUCUGGAGUCUGUGACGUGUCUGUAUAACCAGGUGGAAGAGGCCGUUCACACGCUGGUGAUGAAAUCCAACCAGUCCCUGCAGCACCUCGGACACGUUCUUCUGUUGAGAGAAGCAGAAGACUCGCUCGGCACAAUCCAGAAAUGGUGUGAUGCAGAGGAGAGGUCAUGGCAGAAAGAUAAAGAUGACGCCGAGGCGACUCUGCAGAAAAUAGAGCAGAGACUACAAGAUGUUCGGUCUGUUCUUAUACAAGCAAAGGAGAAAAAAGAAAAAGGGAUGUUGUUGAUAAAAGAGGUGGAGAGGAAAAGCAAGGGAACACGUCAUCCUGAAACGGAGGCUUUUGGGUGCAACGCCACCGCUUUCAAAACCGUCAUGACCGGGUUUCUCCUGAAAGCCGAGGAGCGUAAAUCUGAGCUGGAGACGUCUGUCGAUCUCUAUCGUUUCUGUGAAGAGGCCUCAUCUCUCGUCAGGGAGUGUAUGGAGUAUUUAGAGCACAUACAGAGCACAAACUCUCCCAUGUGUGCCUGCCUGAGCGCACUGAAGGCUUUUGAGGAGCGUUUCAAAGACUUCUCUCCCCAGCACUUUGAGGACAAGAGCUCGGCGCUGCUGGAGAGGCACCCGGACGGGAUCUGGAUGUGGAAUGCAGUCUGGGCUCAAUGCCGAGACAUCAGACAGCGGCUCUCUGAGAUCCUGCAGGCCUCUUAUAGCAAUCAAACACCUCUGGGAUCGCCACACAAGGACAGCGCGCCGGAGACAGGCUUCAAAGGGCCGGCCCUGAGCGUAAUUACAACUAGCCUCGGUGACCCCCAAACGAACCCCGCCGAGACUCGAAAUAGUCCUGUGGGGCAAGGUGAUAAUGAGACAAUGACACAUUUCCACCGUCACCGUGAGUCUUCAAACUCUGACUCGACUCAAAACGCGUGCGAGGAACUGCGUCCUCAACGGGACUUCAGGUCAAAAGAGGAAGGGAGAGGUCAAGAUUUCCAGCAAGGCAGCAGAAAGGUGUCCACCUCUCACAGCGACAGUGACCUGAGAAAGUCAGACCGGGUCACUGAGGUCAACCACUGGCCGCAUUAUACAGCCCUGGUCCGCUCUCGAAGCCAAGGCUCUUGUCUGCCGGUCGGCGACCAUCAUGUUUCUGUUCGCCAAACUACAGUCAAACACAAAGUCCAGACGUGUGCAGCUUCUGGUCAAGAGAGGGACUCGCGCAGGGCUUCGUGGGACGGACAGAGCUCUAAACUGUCUCACCAGGACAGCUUCUGUUCCAGCGCCUCUGGACCGAGCCGAAGCGACUCCAAAUCUGACGAGCAGAGCUUGCUUUCAGCAGCGACGCGCUCCGAUCUUCCGGUUCAGACGCAGGACGGCUCCGUCUGCAGGCCUGACCGCCUGCUGGAUCACAGCAGCACUGUACUUAAACUGCAGCACAUCAUGGAGGAGCUGCUUCAGACCGAGAGAGAGUAUGUGAGAGCGCUGGGGUACGUGGUGGAGAACUACAUCCCGGAGCUGGAGCGUCCCGACGUGCCUCAGGACCUGCGGGGACAGCGGGGAAGCAUCUUUGGGAACCUGGAGAAGCUGCGAGACUUUCACCAGCAUCACUUCCUUCAGGAGCUGGAGCUGUGUCUGAAGGAGCCCUUCUGCGUCGGACGCUGCUUCCUGAAACACAAAGAGAACUUCGGCCUGUACGCGUUAUACAGCAAGAACAAGCCUCGCUCUGAAAGACUGCUCAUCGAACACGGGAGAGAGUUCUUCAAGCAGAAGCAGCGGCUGCUGGGUGAUAAGAUGGAUCUGUCCUCGUAUCUUCUGAAGCCGGUGCAGCGCGUCAGUAAAUACGGCCUGCUGCUGCGGGACAUGCUGAGCGAGUGUGAGAGCGGAGGACAUGCUGGACACGAGCGGCUCGAGAUACAGACCGCUCUGAACAUCAUCCAGUUCCAGCUCCGCCACGGGAACAACCUGCUGGCCAUGGACGACAUCCUGGACUGCGAUGUGAAUCUGAAGGAACAGGGCCAGCUGAUCCGUCAGGACGAGUUCCUGCUGACCUUCAGGAAGAAGAAAUGCUACCGUCACAUCUUUCUCUUCCAAGACCUCAUACUCUUCAGCAAGACGCGCAGAACCGAUGUUGGCAGUGACACGUACAUCUACAAGCAGUCCUUCAAGACCUCAGACGUCGGCAUGACCCACAACUCGGGAGACAGCGGGCUGUGUUUCGAGAUCUGGUUUCGAAGGAGGAAGUCUCAGGACACGUACGUCCUUCAGGCAGCGAGUCGAGACGUGAAGGAGAGCUGGACCAGAGACCUGGAGCGGAUCCUGUGGGAACAAGCUGUCCACAACAGAGAGGUCCGUAUGCAGGAGAGGGUGUUCAUGGGAAUCGGUCAUAAACCCUUCAUGGACAUCCAGCCCAGUGAGAUGGCCAUCAAUGACCGAGCCAUCAACUGUUCUCCCACGGGACGAGUAGGUGGGAUUCCUGUCCUCCGGCUAAAUUCUGUCGGCUCGGCCAGCUGUACGUCAUCCUCUGGAAGCCGUUCGUCGUCGUCGUCCGGCUGGGGAUCUCCUCCUCCCGUGGGUCAGCUGAUCGGCCCUAACGGAGAUGUUGUCCGGUACGUCCAUGGGACUUCAGGGAUCCUGGAGGAAGAUGAUUUAGACCAGGAGAGCGUAAACCAGAGUACACUGGUGGAGAGUUCGGUGUCCUCAGGAGAAAGUGUUAGUUGCUUUAGCAGUUCUGGUCACAGCUGCUCGUCUGUGAUUGGUGGAGACUGUGAAAGCACUCGGUCUGAGGCGCCUGUCAUUGGUGGGAAAAAAGCGUGUGCCCAAAGCCACGAAAGCAGCGUGAAACCCACCACUAGCCCCCCAGGACGGAGCGGGGACCAUUCCUGCAAUACAGUUCAAGAGGCAAGUGUCAUAGGAAAGUCAACCGAAGUAUAACCCAUCAUGCAUGUUUAUACUGUAAUAGCAUCAAGCUUUUAUCUUAUCAGGCUCAUUGUUUUUUUUUUACCUUUUACAUCUAGCGAUCCUGUGAAACUCUAAAAUAAAGUUUAUUUUAUUUAUUUAUUUCAGUGUGAGCGUGUAACAUUAGUUCAAGGAACUAACUUUUAAACUUUUUUGCCUGUUUUUUACUUGUAUUUUUCUUUCUACUUCUUGUUGCACGGUUGAUGAAACACAAGCAGAUGCGUAAACCUUUAAUAAAAUUGCUUUGAUAAAAUAAA
This is a messenger RNA of Puntigrus tetrazona (Sumatra barb), 6417 nucleotides long. It is a transcript of the gene quob, whose product is annotated as quattro. The coding region runs from base 293 to 6136 and encodes 1947 amino acids. NCBI's taxonomy places the organism in Eukaryota, Metazoa, Chordata, Actinopteri, Cypriniformes, Cyprinidae. Gene Ontology annotation, molecular function: guanyl-nucleotide exchange factor activity. The record is from RefSeq and is a predicted model, not a curated record. The transcript is spliced from 23 exons.